AUAUUGUCCAAAACCCCCGAAGCCCGCCGAYAUUUGUCCCAUGGCGACGAGUAGASCCGAGGAGAGGGCGAAUGUGGAAGGGGCCGAUCUUCUGGGGCAACCGACCUUCACAGAGCUCGAAAAUGGCCGAUUCCGCUGCGUGGAGACCGGCCACGAACUCCUCCCCAAGGAUAAGGACWCCUACUCUCGGACCAAGCGCUGCCGCAUCGGCCUCAUCGACUUCGCUUUGUCCCAUCGAAAAGCUCCUCUCAAUAUGUUCGACCAGGAUCCUCUCUCUCGUUCGAAGUUAAAAUGCAAACUGACUGGUGAUACCAUCAACAAAACAGAGGAACAUAUAUGGAAGCACAUUAAUGGCAAGCGUUUCCUCAACAAAUUAGAGCAAAAGGAGUUAGAGAAAGAGUCGGCUAAAUCAGGAGAGCAGCAAGCCAAGAAGAAGGCUGCUAAGGCUUCAAAGGCAAGUACAGAAAAUUCAAAUAAGAAGAAGAAGAAGGAACUGGAGAAGACUACUUCUGAAGCAAGGGAACCCAAUGGGGGGAAUGACUCAGAGGACGCCUUCUGGAUGCCUCCGGUAGGGCAGCGUUGGGAUUGUGACAAUGGAGGAGACCGAUGGGUUUCAGGAUCAGAUUCGGAGCAUGAAAGUGAGAAGGUCAUUGCAAUGGAUGACGAGGAUAAACCUGGUGAAACCGAGUCAGAUGAAUUAUCUAAGCAGACCAAAAGAAUGUCUAUAGAGAUUGGACCCAGUAGCUUUGCUUCAAGAAAGAAGAAAAGCAAGAAAAGCUCUAAGUGAGCAACAUUUUCUCAAGCACUUCCGAUAAUCCGACCGUAUUCAGGUUACUUAGGUGAGCACGGACCGCCUCCGCUCGCCAUCUGCAGUAUGCUGCAUCCAUCUUCAUAGGUCCUUAUUUAAUCACCAUUUGUUUUUAUCUUCUUCCCUUAAUGUCUGAAUUGACUGUACUCUUCUUAGCUUAGCUGAUUGAAGUUUUGCUCUCUUGUUCCUUCUUUUGUAGCACUAGAUAUAUAGAUAUAUAGACUGGUCCCUAAUUUUUGUUAAAA
This is a messenger RNA of Momordica charantia (bitter melon), 1053 nucleotides long. RefSeq names its product Surfeit locus protein 2 (SURF2). The record is from RefSeq and is a predicted model, not a curated record. Lineage: Eukaryota; Viridiplantae; Streptophyta; Magnoliopsida; Cucurbitales; Cucurbitaceae.